AUGUAUACCAAGACGAUCCUCGCCAUCGCCUCGGCUGCCUUGAUCGGCAACGUUGCCGCCUACGAGGACACCCCGGUCAUCAACAACAACCCCCACGGCGUCACCUACUCUGGCACCCUGCCCGACAAGCCUUUCUUCAAGCAGGCUGACCUCGUCGGCAACGUUGUCGGAUCCAUCUCUGCCACUGCUCCCGAGGACGGUGUUGGUACAAAGUUCACCGUCAAGUUCUCCAACUUUCCCAAGUCUGGUGGUCCCUUCAUCUACCACCUCCACGUCAAGCCCGCUGUCGGCGGUAACUGCACCGCCACUCUCGGUCACCUCGAUCCCACCAAGCGCGGCGAUUUGCCCGCCUGCGACGACUCCAAGCCCUCAUCUUGUCAGGUCGGCGAUCUCAGCGGCAAGCAUGGAAAGAUCACCACUGAUCCUUUCAUCGCCGAAUUCGUCGAUCCUUUCGUGUCGCUCGAGCCUGGCAGCCCUGCCUUCUUCGGAAACGCUUCCUUUGUCGUUCAUUAUGCCAACACCACCCGCCUGACCUGUGCCGACUUUCACCUGGUAGAUACUCUCCCGUCUCCGUCUCCUGACUGCGGCCAGGCUCACCCUACCGGUGGUUACGCCUCCCCUUCGGCUUCGCGCGGCGUCGGCAGUCCUACCAUCGGCAACCCCGUUCCUACGGUUCCCAUUACUGCUGGGGCCGCCAAGAUGGCUGUCGCCGCUCCUCUCUUUGCCAUUGCUGCCGCUGCUAUGAUGCUCUGA
Messenger RNA from Cordyceps fumosorosea ARSEF 2679, 753 nucleotides. RefSeq names its product cytosolic Cu/Zn superoxide dismutase. Gene Ontology annotation, molecular function: metal ion binding. Bases 1 to 753 code for a protein of 250 amino acids. The transcript is spliced from 2 exons. The record is from RefSeq and is a predicted model, not a curated record. Lineage: Eukaryota; Fungi; Ascomycota; Sordariomycetes; Hypocreales; Cordycipitaceae. Gene Ontology annotation, biological process: superoxide metabolic process.